AUGGCAGUAAGACAUGAUCUGGACUUCUACACACACAACAGCACAAAGUUGAUCAUAGAAACCACUUUGCAUACUAACUCGUUGUCAGUUAUCGAUAUCCUCUCAAUUAAUGACGUGUACAUCAAAUACUUCUUGCUCACCAACAUCCCUCUUGAACCUGCUCAAGGAUCCAAAGAGAUCCUAGACCAGCUCAGAGGCUUCUUCAAGCAGUACAGUCGCUCACAAACAAUAUUCCACACCGAAUUCAGUGCAGCGAUGGCAGACUUUGUCAAAAGAUCCAUCAUUCCUGUGGACAUCGAAGACUUUGUAUGCUGCGUAUCAGAGCUCAGCCCAUCGUCCAUAGACCUUGAGUACUAUCGGAAGCACUUUGGAUACAGCCAGGCAUACAACCUGUACAAAUCAAUCAUAAAGCGAAUAUUCAGCUGCAGGUUCAGCCAUAGAGAAAUCGGAUUCACAAUGCUGCUUCUCGACAAUCCAUCAAUGUGUUUCAAGCGCCUGCUCCCGGUAUUCAAACGACUGACUGCAUAUGCAACAGACAACAUCAUCGACAAGAAUCUUGUGGCAUGCUGCAUUGCACUUAAAGCAGUCAUUGUGUACAUCCCACAAUCGGUUUCACAGAAACACACAUACAUCAUAUCUCUCCUGGUAUACCUCUCAGGAAUCAUCACCAACUGCCUGAGCUUUGCAUUCAUAAACGAGCAUGAUGCCGAAGAGGUGCUGUCCACGAUCCACAUACUUGCAGGACUUGAGAUGAACGAAGACUCAAAGUCAGUGUGCAGGGGACUGCUGAAAACCAUCGUGUUUGGCCUCAACGCAUUCGCCACAAAGAUGCCAAAUGUUUAUGAAGAGGUCUUUGCUGCAAUAUGUGCACUGGAGAUAUUGCCAGCAAUCCAUCAUGCCGUCGGAGAGACACCUGACUUUUCGUAUGCAUACUCUGUAAUUCAUGGCAUCAGCGUUCCACAGAUGGAUUACUUGGCAAUGCACGAAUCAAGCCACAUAAAAGACAGGUUCCUUUCUGCAAAGUAUAGAAGCAUGCAAUCACUCUAUGCAUGCAGGGCAGUAGAAGAUGAUCUUGAGCUUGAUAGGAUUGUGUUCUACAACGACAUAACCAGUGCCUGCCAUCCGUCAAAGAUAUUCAACGUGCUUGGCGAUUUGAAAACACAGAUACAUUGGGACGACUUAAUUGUGUUCGUGUGCCAUCCUGGAAAUCAACACGAGUGCCUACCACUUGUGUUUGAUGGCGCUUUCUUUGCCAAUGCAGAGCAUGUAUCCUACAUGUCCUUGUUUAUAGGGUCGAUCAAGGCAUUCCCAGAAUUGCUGUUGGCGUCAGUAUAUCUUUUUAUCAAGUCAUUUGAACAGAUGCAUACGGAAAGAAGAUGGAGUGUUCUUGGAGAUUUGUUUCUGAUGGACACAAAAAGCAACGAUCAACGCCUUGCAAGGCUCAGAUGCAUGAUAUCUGAUUAUGUGUGUGGAGCAUGCAGUGAAGGACUGCGUAUUUUUGUGGAGUUUCUGAUGAUGAAGCUCAGCGAUGGAUUUGUGUGCUUUGAUCCAAGCAUUCUGUCGUUUCUGCAUGUUAUUCUUAUGAGGGAAGCACAGAUAUCUGUCGAGCUGCUAAGAAUGAUUGGCACAUACUUGAUUGAAUGUGUUGUUGCAGAAGAAGGCAUACAUAACAACUUUCAUGAAUUGGAAGCAGUAUACGUAUCGCUGGCAUCAAGAGCCAUGAUUCUGGGAUACUGCAGGACGUUUGAGGACAUGUCAGUCUGCAUCGAGAAUAAAUACUAUGCACUGCUGGUAUCUGUGAUAUGCAAGCACAGGGAGGCUGCACCUGAGCAACAAAUUGAUGAGAUCAAGGAUGUGAUCCUGGAGUUUGUGUUUGAAGCAAAUGACGAGCAAAGAUUCGAACUGAAGGCAGCACUGAGAGGAGCCGGAUCGAGAUUUCUAUCGAAGUAUGACGAGAUGUAUGCGAUUGAGGAUGGAGAUGCACAUCUGCAAACAGUUGGAGGUGUGUAA
Messenger RNA from Ordospora pajunii, 2010 nucleotides. RefSeq lists its product as uncharacterized. The record is from RefSeq and is a predicted model, not a curated record. The transcript has a single exon. The coding region runs from base 1 to 2010 and encodes 669 amino acids. Lineage: Eukaryota; Fungi; Microsporidia; Ordosporidae.